This is a messenger RNA of Exophiala spinifera, 2148 nucleotides long. RefSeq lists its product as uncharacterized. The transcript has a single exon. NCBI's taxonomy places the organism in Eukaryota, Fungi, Ascomycota, Eurotiomycetes, Chaetothyriales, Herpotrichiellaceae. The coding region runs from base 1 to 2148 and encodes 715 amino acids. The record is from RefSeq and is a predicted model, not a curated record. Gene Ontology annotation, biological process: regulation of DNA-templated transcription. Gene Ontology annotation, molecular function: DNA-binding transcription factor activity.
AUGGCGACCACUACGAGUUUACAAGCAUAUGCAAGGCUCCAGUAUGGUGAAAGAACGUAUACCUCCCUGGAGUCAAUCCUGGAUAACCCCACUGACAACCUUAUCUCCUCUGCUGCGUCCAUCGAUCGACCGAUGCCUGGCCAGGGGCUAGACGGAAUCUUGUCUGCUUCUCAGUACCCUCAAGCCCUCAUGGAACCUUACCAGAAGCCAUCAUCAAGCACUCGCAAACGGAAGGUGUCUUCGAGAGACCAAACAUGGCAUCGCCCUUCAUUCACCGAAGUAGUCAGCGAGAGCAACCACUCGUCCUUGGUAGAGCCAGAACAAGUGUCUUCACACAAGAAAAAGAAAACCGCCAAGCGAGUGUCGGUCGACACUGAUGGUCAGCAAACUGAAGGCAAAAAGCAACGAGGUCGGCCUCGACUUGACACACAUGAUGAAACGGCUGCAGACCGUCGCCGGACCCAGAUUCGCCUAGCCCAGCGGGCCUACCGACACCGCAAAGAGACCACCAUCUCAGCGCUCAAGGAGAAGGUGACGGCGCUUGAGAACACCAUCGAUCAGAUGAACAAGACAUUUCUGACCUUUCACGAUAAUAUGGUCGAAGCUGGUAUUCUCACUUCGCACUAUACUCUAGGCCGGCAACUCCAGGCCGCGACCGAGGAGUUUGUCGCCUUGGCCAAGAUCACGGCGACCGAGUCUGAUGACGAGGAAGAGAAGAUUUCCAACUUUAUGAAAGAAAAUGACGAUGCCCAAGCUUCACAAGAACCCGGACCCACAUCACAGCCGAGAAGGAAUGGUCGCGUAGACCGAAGAGGGGCCAGCCUUGACCGCACAUCGAUCGAAGGGGAUGCCGAUGUGGAAGAACUCCAGGUGGCCGCCGUAAACCGCACAGAGUCCAACCGCAAUGGUGACAGCAACGCUUUCUCUGUUGUCCAGGGCGUCUUUGAGGACAAUUCCAACCUCCACGGACUCGACGAUCUAUUGUCAUUCAACGCUACGAUUCCAGAAUUCAAUUUCAACGAAGAUCCCGCGUCAAUAUUACUCUCGAACGAACAGAAACGUAGCUUGGGUCCAUCGUUGGUCGAACGCCCUCUCAAACCAGCCGAGUACAGCGGCAAUUAUACGUAUAGCUUCCAGGAAACGACGUUUGCUCGCCGCUUGCACAGACUAUGCCUGGAACGCGGGUUCCAGGCGCUUACGAGCCCUCACGUCGACCCAGCGGAAGUCAACCGCAGGUUCCGCUUCACCUUCUGCUUCAGCAACCGCAAACGCAUGCUCGGUCGGUUCCAGGAGAUGUUGAAGCGCAAGGCCGGCGAGUCGCUCGAGAACUGGAACGUCCCGUAUUUCCACAUCGGCGGGGCUGGACUACACUUCCCUCGCCGCGACGAUGACGGCAACCCGAUAUACCCGCCGAAUAUAAUCAGCCCGCGACGCGCGUUUGUGGGACCCCAGCCUUUUAUCGAGGUCGAGACGCCUCAGUCUGAAGAUGCGGGAACUCAGCAAAUGCUCGAAGCCAUCGGAUUCGGCGGCGAGUGGUACGAUUCGCACGAUGUCGAGGAGUACCUUAAAACCAAGGGAAUUUAUCUCGACGGUCAGACGUCGUUUGUCGAAGUAAUUGAACCGAGUAGUACGGUCACGUCGACAGUGACAGGGCCUGGCUUGAGCGACGGUGCUGGUGACAUAUCGACAUCUACGGUUAUGUCAAGUGCGGGUGUUACGCCGUCGGACGAGGUGAACAUCCGCACUCCAAGCCCGCUCUCGCUACCGAUGGGCGUUGUCGACGGCAACAACAACAACAACAACAGCGACCGUGGCCAUCAUAACUCCAACGCCCGCGAUCCGUAUCUAGCUGCGGAGUUUGAGGAGUUGCUGUACGCCGAUAGUGCGAGCACUCGCAACAACUAUCCUGCUCUGGAUUCGGAGUCGAUUGAAUUUGGCCUCGCGGGCAAAUUGGGCAUGGGGAGAAGUGAUGACAACCCGUGGGCGACGUUUGGCGGGUUGAGUCGCACGAAGCCACCCAUCACGUUUGACGUCGAGGCGUUCCUUGAACAUAUGGUUCAGGACAGUGCUUGUCUCGGACGUGCUCCUGGAUUUAGGAAGGAGACAGUGGACAAGGCUUUGGCUAUAAGCUUGCAAGAGGGUUUCUAA